Messenger RNA from Dermacentor andersoni, 1848 nucleotides. RefSeq lists its product as uncharacterized. NCBI's taxonomy places the organism in Eukaryota, Metazoa, Arthropoda, Arachnida, Ixodida, Ixodidae. The record is from RefSeq and is a predicted model, not a curated record.
UGAGGUGUAGAAAGUGCCUUGAUGACAGCAGCAUCCUUAGAAGUAUGGUUAUGACGUAUUAUUUAGAUGCAUGUAUCUGAUCCCUUUGAUGUUUUCUCUGGAGUCUAAUAACAUGUGGCUUGUGAAUUCCCAGCAUGCAGCUAAAGGGGGGCUGGAAGGACUGCCAGCAAUGCCGCACCUUGCUGUCAUUGGAUCAAGCACGGGGGACAUAAAGAAGAUCAUCGUUGCAGUUGAUGCUGUAGAAUUCAUCUCUACAAGAAGUCUUGAGAAGGCCAUGGGCCUCCUCUUUGGUGCCUUCUUUGUGUUCAACGUGGCGUACCCUCCCGACUGCCCCCUCACCAUGGAGUUUUUGCAGAGGUACCUUGGGCAGAUCAAGCCAACGAAAGGGCGCGGCAAAUGCAGGGCCGGCAGAAUCACGCCAAAGUUACUCAGCCUGCUGAAAGCACUUUAAUUUAUGAAUAAAUGUGCAAGUAGAGAUGUACAUUUUUGUUUUUUGUUGCAUGUUUCAUGAGGUACUGCCCACUGCAAGUGACUGUCAUGUGGUCAUGUUGACCACACAAUAUAUUGACACAGAAUUAUGUUGACACUUGUCGUGUUGUUGGGCCAUCAUACUAACAGUACAGUUGCAUUUCAUGUUGCCAAGCCAAAUUUUGGAAUGGUUAAAGGCAUCGUCAUUUUUAAAUGACAGCCUGCUAUUACCUUGAUGGCCAACGCUGUACUGACAGUUAUAUAAAUUUCAAAUUUGCAAAAGUCGAAGUCAUGAAAACAGUUAAUUGACAGCUUGCCAUCACAGACAAUCAAAUGGUAUAAUUACGGUUUCGUUGUAUUUUGAAAUUUAUAAAAAAGACAUAGAAGUCAGGAAAAAACAUUGUCUUUUAGAAAUGACGGCUUGCUGUAACUGCUACGGUCAAGUGCUGUCAAAUUGACGGUUUGGUUGUAUUUCACAUUGACAAGAAAAACAUCGAAAUGAUGCAAAAACAGUCAUUUAGAAAUGAUGUUCUGCUGUCACUUUGAUGGUCAAAUGUCAUCAAAUUGACGGUUCGGUUGUAUUUCAGAUUGACAAGAAAGACGUCAAAAUGAUGGAAAACUGUCAUUUAGAAAUAAUGUUCUGCCGUCACUUUGAUGGUCAAAUGUCAUCAAAUUGACGGUGCAGUUGUAUUUCAGAUUGACGAGAAAAACAUCAAAAUGAUGAAAAGACACCGUCAUUUGAAAAUGACGGUGUGGCAUCAUUUUAAUGGCCAAAUGCUUGGAAAUAGAGCUGCCAAGGUAUUUCCCGUCAUUUUGACGUAAUUUUUUUUACAGUGCACGAACUACUUUGUCAUUUCUCCUCUAAUUUCAAAUUCAGUUUUGUGUAGUAUGUAGGCAGAUAAUGGUCACCAAGUUGUGAUGCUAAUCUCGUUUUUUACCACUGCUGUGCACAUAUGAGGAUUUUUUACAAGGUCAAGCUCUCUCAGCAAGUUGUGAAAGACAGCGUAAAUAAUUUUUCAUAGCAGUAAUUGUGCAUUGAUGACAUGACAUUUUUAGGAAUUGAUGGUUAUUUAAUUUCAUUAUUUCCUUUAUUUAUUUGUGAUAAAGUGCGAUGGAUUUUGACUGCUAUUUUGGCUAUCUGUUCACUAACUUAUUUACACUGUGUUUUGUGACUCUGCUUUUUAUUUUUUAUAUGUGGGCAUGCAUGGCCAAUUUCAUGCCUGCCUUCUACGGUUUGACAUAAACAGGCACUAACAUGCUCUUAGCAUGGCUAAUGAAAAGAGAGCAGAUUUGUAUUUGAUGGUAUUCUGGUUGACAAACUUGGCUAUUUGGAAAAUAUGCAGGUUCAAGUUCGCCCAUUACUAUCUCUGAUGCAAGCAA